GAGAUCGCGUAUGGGGGUUGCGGUUAACACGCGCUAACCGCAGAGCUGACAUAAGCUCCGCGCGCAAAUCGGCUGCCCGAACGAGCGGCCUGCCAUCGCCAUUCUGGUUGUCCGCAGUAGUUGCAAACGAGCAUUUACGCGGUUCGGAAGCUGGCGCACGGUCCGAGGAAGUGUACGCGUAGCAUUAAAAGUUAAGAAGGUGUAGUGCCGAGAACGGCCGCUGUCUCGAACGUUCCGUGUUCUGCUUUAGCUGUGGUUUGCAAAACGACCUUGCCUUUUUAGUUUAGUGCAAUAACAACAUUUGCAAUCACGAUGGCAAAUCCGUUGGUCAACUCCUGUUGCCGGUGUUACUCGCUCCGCAGUGGAUCCAUUGCGACCGGUAUUCUCGGCAUUCUGCUCUCGAUCAUCUCCAUCAUACUGAUCUUCACCGUGCGGAUCGACUUUAAAACCAUCCUGAUGGACUGGUUGCCGCAAAACGUGGUGAAAAUCAUCUACGCCCUGAACCUGGUCAUGACCAUCCUGAUCUCGCUGCUGAUGAUUAUGGGUGUGAUGAAGAAAAAUCACUUCUUCAUGAUGCCGUGGGUUGUGCUCGGGCUGAUGCUUGCGAUUGGAUUGCUAAUCAGCGUGAUUUACAAUGCGGUCGUAUACUUCAUCGAUGGUUACGUGCUGGGCGGAACGCUUUGGAUAGUGGUUGGACUGAUCUCCGUUGUUAUAUACGUAUACCUGUGGAUCGUAGUCUACAGUUACUUUGUAACGCUCAAGAACGAAAACGAUCGGGGCCGGUACUCGAAGCAGCCAUACCGUCGAUAGACGGACAACCCGUCUCCGGUCACAUCACGUCACAAAGCGCUUCUGCGUUUCCGGAAGCGACUCGCCAUCUCUUUUACUUGUUAUACUUUUUCUUUUAUUAAUGUUUAAUCAAAUUUUCUUAGUACCACAAUCAGAUUGUGUAACGUUAGUCACUAUUGUACAUAAUUAGGCGAUCGUAGUUAGCAGCAGCAGCAGCAGCAGCAAAAGCAAGGAAACAAAACAGAGCAACUUAACAAACUGAAAAGAAAACUAAUUGCCAAGCAAAUGGAACAAAUAAUCGAACAACACGCACAAAAUUAAGCGCUGUGCUGUUUGAAAAGGGGGUUUGCAUAGUCGUAGGGAAGAGAACUAACUUAUUUUGCAUUACGUUUUUGAUUCUUGUUUGACUGACAACUCUCGGUGUACUCAUUAAAUAUGGUUAACAACCCGUUACUGACACAUGGAUCGUUA
Molecule: messenger RNA, 1260 nt
Organism: Anopheles stephensi (Asian malaria mosquito)
Lineage: Eukaryota; Metazoa; Arthropoda; Insecta; Diptera; Culicidae
Exons: 4
Coding region: 313-810 (165 amino acids)
Source: RefSeq, a predicted model, not a curated record